CAGAUUGGACUCUGGACGGGGCUCCGGAGCACGUGCGGCAGCCCGAGGGAGGACGAGUCAAAACCACCGCCUUUUUCCACCACCCGCUCCAGUAGUGGAGAGGAUGGUGAUGGCAGCGGAUGCGAAGAGGAAAAGGACAAGAAUGGAAUGCUAUGGAGGAGGUCAACCUACCAGAUGAUUUGGGGUUCUAAGUUGAAUUCGCAGCCACAUUUGUUUCUAGUAAGUGGAGGGCAACCCCAGCAAUGGAAUUCAAUGGACAUCAAAGGUCCGUAUCUUUUUGCGUUCUUUAUCAUCCUCUUGCAGGGCCUCUCCAUGACUGUUGAAAUGAAACGUGGAUCCUUGGAAGAGGAUCUUCCUCAAGAAACCAGUGGUGACAUGGGGUUCCAUUUGAGAGCUUCGCAGAUAUCAUGGUGGCUUGUGAGUGCCAGCUGGAGUAGUGGAGGUUUGACACUCAUUUUUGGUUGGAACUAUGUUCGACCCUUGGGAGGGCGUGAUGUUCGACCCUUAUAGAACGGUUUAGCUGGUACUUGGCUGCGAUGUUGGAGCUCAAACUCCGCGAUGAGUACGCAGAGAAGCAGAUUCUUGUGAUCUUCCUCUCCAGCCAUGAAGUUGCAGCUGGUCUUAUUCGCUUCUUUUCUUCCGGGGCUUGUGCACGCGUGGUGGGGCAACCCCCGCCGCCGCCGCACCCGCGUCCAAGUUUGCAAUGAUGUGGUGAAGCCAGUGGUGGAAUCUGUAUGGAGUUGCCAACCCGCCAAAACGCGCACUGCUUGGAGGGACGUGACCAAGUGGCACAAGACCAAGAAGAAUGUGACCAAGUGGAUGAAUGCAAGCCGAUGGGUGGUGCACACGGAAACCAUUGAAUACACUUUGCCUUUGGAAGACUUUGUGCUCCUUGCAAAAGAGCAAAUUACUGAAGAGGUGCUGGCAUCUUUGAAGAGUGGCAUUGCUACCAACAGUCACCUUGACUCAAGAGGUGACGAUCUUUCCAAUGAAGAAGUGGCCCAUAUUGUUUGGGGCCCGAGCCAAGCAGGGAAGAGCACUCUCAUUUGUCAGUGCCGCCAGCAUGACGAGGAUCCUUGUCCAGAGGUUGGAGAUGGCAGUGGCGAAUCCCAGACAAGCGACAUCUCCAUGUGGCAGACGACCUUUGGUUUCACUCUGGACACCAUGGGAUUGGGCGACUCAUUGCUGCGAUUCUCAAAGGAAGAAAUCGGAAAGUUGGUGGCUGCUGGCAUAAGCAGCGUAGCUGCAGCCAACAUCAAGCGUGUGAAAUUUCUGGUCUUUGAGUCAAUGGCAAAUGACGCGUUGCAUCUCAGAAACACGCUGCUCAACUUGUUCACUGCCUUCGGUGAAGAGGUUCGGAAUGGCAUUGUGGUCAUUGCAUCCAAGCCCAAUCUGAGGCAAGGACGUGCUGGUGUGCAGAGGCUUGUCCUGAUGCAGCAAGUCAUGGCCGAGCAAGGCCUGCGUGAGCUCGUCCUGUGGAGAGGCCCGGAGAAGGAUCAAGAAAGCGUGGAGGAGUUGAAGGCUGCGCUUGGCCGAGUAUCCAGUGCAGAAAUCUCUGCGCUCGAUGAUCUUUGGGACCGCGUUAAUCGAAGAGCCCAAGAACUCUUUGAACAGCAAGUUCCCAGGACGAAAAACAUCUCUGUGGACGUUCUGGAAGAGUACUUAAUUCCUGAAGAAGUUGAGGAAGAGGUGGAGGAGAAAUACGUGGAGAGUGAGCCGGUUUUGGAACAAUAUGAAGGAGAAACAUGCGAGUGGAGCAACUUGCAGAAAGACACCAUUGUCCGAGAAUGCAAAUUGCACUGAUGCGCAUCCCAUCUUCGGUUCUGGUAGAAUUGUGAGAAGGCAAAACUAGCGGGGCCUCCGCUUCAAGCUUGAAGUGGAAGAACUCCCUGUUCCUUCUCCUUCCUUCGCAAAAGUUGUUGCGACAUACCUUUUGAGCAGUACUUUUGAGCCGUUUGACGUACUGCGAGCGAAA
Durusdinium trenchii is the source of this 1975-nucleotide messenger RNA. NCBI's taxonomy places the organism in Eukaryota, Dinophyceae, Suessiales, Symbiodiniaceae. The record is from the annotation of a GenBank genome assembly.